Messenger RNA from Microplitis demolitor, 4997 nucleotides. RefSeq names its product glucose transporter type 1 (gene Glut1). The coding region runs from base 694 to 3231 and encodes 845 amino acids. Gene Ontology annotation, molecular function: hexose transmembrane transporter activity. The transcript is spliced from 13 exons. Gene Ontology annotation, biological process: monosaccharide transmembrane transport. NCBI's taxonomy places the organism in Eukaryota, Metazoa, Arthropoda, Insecta, Hymenoptera, Braconidae. Gene Ontology annotation, cellular component: membrane. The record is from RefSeq and is a predicted model, not a curated record.
UAUUGUAAUAGUAAGGCAUUGAAAGUUUAAAUGAAAGUGUAUAAAUAAUUUAUUGGUGGACAGGACAUUCAGUCAACAUGUUAGUCAACUAGUCAGCCACGUAGCCUCUUUGACUUACGCCACCGUGUUUCUGUCUACUUGGACUUGUUAUUAUCGCAUGUAUAUAUAUCUAUAUAUAUAUAUGUAUGUAUGUAUGUACGUAUGGUAUGGGGCAGAUAAGAGAAGGGAUAUGCCUGUUAUGUUUCCAUUUUUUUAUUCAACUCUCGACUUGAAGCGCUGCUCACUGAUUAGUAGAUGCUGAAGUACCAACAAGACAACACGGAUUUAGUUACGCGCUUGUGAAAACUAAAGGACUUUAAAUUUAAAUUCUUCAUUUAAAUUUAUUUAAAAAGUGGCCAGAGUGCGGGCUGGUAAAUUCCAAUAAUCGGGAUCAUAGAGAUUGAUUUUUUAAAAAUUCGGAAAUUAUCGAAGUGCGUAGUUGUUAAUCUAUUGGAAUAAUUAUCACUUGCGUGCUUAUUGUUGCGGCUGAAGACGAGUCGAGUGGCCGCGGGACUUGGUGAGACGCACAGACGUCUAUCUUUGAAGGUCGCAGAGCUUAUCUACGACGUAGACGAGGUUGAGGGCUACACAAGUGUCGCCAGCCAGUUUGUAAUAACCUACCACAAUGGAUUGUGCAUUUUUUAAGCACAUACGAUGGCCGAUUCACGCGGCUUCAAGCCAAUAAAUUUGUGGAGCGGUGAUCCGGAUUCGGAGUGUCUUUACGAGGAGAUAUCAGGUCUCUCGUCAUCAAUUGAGCCUGAACGCCGUAGCGUAGGAUCAGGUACUAGUGAACGUAGCAGCCGAACAAAACGUAAAGUGAGUAGUCAGGAUACGCUCCAGCGUGCCGGGAGUGUUGGUCAUCGUGUGUACCAAGAUCACUCAGCAUCAGCUGGUGAAAAAACAGCUCCGCAACCUCAAACACGUCACCACAGUAUUUCUUCAACUUAUCAGCAUCCGCAGCAUCAUCAGCAUCAGCACCAGCACCAGCAUCAACAAAUCCAACACCAUCAGUUGCAACAACUGCAUCAACAGCACUUACAUCAGCAACCGUACACAGAAACAACACAGUUGCCGACAUCAGUGCAUCAUCAGUUGCGUGAUCAAUUUGCUGGUACAAAUAGCAGCCCCAGGGUGGAGGAUCAAUAUGCCACACGAGGAUUCUACGGGGAGUCUUUACAUGGCGCCCCAUUUGAGGCUUCAGCCUCAUUCAAGCUGACGAGGGGACGAACUGCUGCCCACUAUCAUCACUAUCAUCAUUACACCAGCAGUUUGCGGCGUCCUGGCGCAAGACCCGCACCUAGAUAUCACUUUCCACGCGGUGUAUUCAGUGAUGAGACGCAGGAAGAAAUACAAGAGGACGAUGAAGCUACUCUCAGAGAGUUGCUCGUAAGUCUGCAGAAACAGGUCAGCGUGAUGAGUAUGAACUUGAGCGCCAAGCUGGACGAGCUUCAGCAGCGGGGUGACCGUCAGCUCGAGACGACAGUGGCUCUUUGUGAGAUACGUACUCAGCUACAGGAACUCACCAAGAGCGUCGAGUCCUGUCAGAGCGAGGUCAGCGAAGUCAAACGGGACAUGGUUGCGAUAAAGCACGAACUGGACACGGUGCAGCAAGUCAAGGAGGAAAUUGAGGAAUUACGGGAGUACGUGGACCGACUCGAGGAACAUUCUCACAGACGGAAACUCAGACUUUUGGAACAGGGAUUAACAUUUUUCCUAGCGUACGCGAUAUUCGCUGCGGUCUUUGGAAUGCUUCAGUUCGGAUACAACACUGGAGUAAUAAAUGCACCUCAAGGGAAUAUUGCUAAUUUUAUGAAAGAUGUCUACAAAGAUAGAUACGGUGAAGAUAUGCCUGAUUAUGUUGUUAAAAAUUUGUACUCAGUAGCAGUUAGUAUAUUCGCAAUUGGAGGAAUGAUUGGCGGAUUUAGUGGCGGCAUUAUUGCUAACAGAUUUGGCAGAAAAGGGGGAUUGCUAUUAAAUAAUGUACUGGGAAUAGUCGGAGCAUGUCUGAUGGGUUUCACAAAAGCGGCUCACUCAUACGAGAUGUUAUUUCUGGGACGUCUUAUUAUCGGUAUUAAUUGUGGAUUGAAUACGUCACUAGUUCCCAUGUACAUAUCGGAAAUAGCACCACUAAAUUUGCGAGGUGGAUUGGGCACAGUUAAUCAGCUAGCUGUUACUAUCGGUCUCUUAAUUUCCCAAGUACUGGGUAUCGAACAAAUUCUGGGCACUAAUGAUCGCUGGCCUGUUCUACUGGGGCUGGCUGUCAUACCGCCUAUUGCACAACUACUGUUACUGCCAAUUUGUCCAGAAUCUCCAAGAUAUUUGCUCAUUACCAAACAGUGGGAAGAGGAGGCGCGUCGAGCAUUAAGAAAACUUCGAGCUAGCAACCAAGUUGAAGAAGAUAUAGAAGAAAUGAGGGCUGAGGAACGAGCUCAACAGGCUGAAUCAACAAUUUCAAUGGGCGAGCUUAUAUGCAGUCCAACUUUGAGAGCUCCUCUUGUUAUUGGUGUGGUCAUGCAACUAUCACAGCAACUUUCGGGUAUUAAUGCUGUCUUUUACUACUCGACGAUACUGUUCCGAAACGCUGGAUUGUCUGACGAAAGUGCCAAGUUCGCAACCAUUGGUAUAGGUGCUAUUAUGGUUGGUAUGACGUUAGUAUCCAUACCGCUAAUGGAUCGUACCGGUAGACGAACACUACAUCUUUAUGGUCUGGGUGGAAUGUUUAUAUUUUCCAUAUUCAUCACCAUUUCGUUCCUUAUAAAGGAGUUUUUCAAUUACGUACAGGAAAUGAUCGGGUGGAUGUCUUAUCUAUCAGUGGUAUCGACACUUAGUUUCGUAGUGUUCUUCGCUGUGGGACCUGGUUCGAUACCUUGGAUGAUUACUGCUGAGUUAUUUUCACAAGGUCCACGUCCAGCUGCCAUGUCCAUUGCUGUACUUGUUAAUUGGAUGGCUAAUUUCGUCGUCGGUAUUGGUUUUCCAAGCAUGAUGAUUUGCCUUGAUAACUAUACAUUCCUACCAUUCAGUGCAUUCCUGGCUGUUUUCUGGAUCUUUACGUACAAAAAGGUCCCGGAAACUAAAAACAAGACCUUCGAAGAGAUUUUGGCUCUCUUUAGGCACAACCACGACAGGUAUGACGGAAAGAAGCUAUCAAAUCCCAUACCCGAUACUUAUACUACCAGAAUACAAGAUAAAUAAUUUAUUUUAAAUACUAAAGUUAUAUUAUUGAUACAAUUAUUACUAUUACUAGAGUAUACUAUAACUGUUAUUAUCACAUUAGAUAUAAAUUCCAUAAAUGUAAAUCACCCACUUUAAACGGUUUUGAGUAAAACUCUUUUCAGUUUGUUACUUUAACUUCAACUGUUAUUGCAUACUUUACAUAUAUAUGUGCUAUAAUAUCAUGUGCUACAUAUAUAUAAUCGACUCUUAUGGUAAUCGAUACCUUAAAAACAUAUCAAUGCAGAAGAGCACAAUUUACAUUACUCAUUUUACUUUAUAAUCAUUUUAAUUUAAGUUACUUUUUAUUUAAUAGUUUAUUUUUUAUUCAUUAGGAUUAUAAUAGAAUUUUUUUUAAAUUAUAGAUUAGAUAGGGACGAAAUUGAGACAUUUUAAAGUUAUGAAUUAUCAAUCCUUUAAAUGACAUUUCUUUAUUUUUAACUUCUAACUGACCCUCAUUCAAUUAAAAACUUUAUUUUCGUUAUGACGCAGUUUGAAAUUGAUCGAAUAAUGCAUCGUGUUGUAUUUUUAUUAAUAAUUAGAAAUAAAGAAAUUUAUUUUUUUAAUUAACAUGAGAAACGGUCAAGUAUUGAUGCAUUUAUUGCAAUCUGGACCAUGGAAAAUUCAUGUCGCAUCUGUGAUUUUGAUUAUUGAUUUUUGAAUUUACGUCGGAAAUCAUAAAUUUUUUCUACCGAUCAGAAAAAAAAAAUAAAAUUGUGGGUCGAGUAAAAUGAGGACGCUAAGAAAAUAGAAUAUGUAUAAAAAAAAAAAAAAGAAACGAAAAAACCAUUUAUUGGAAAAAUAUAAAACGUAAAAAAAAAGUAUUUUCAUGAUUUUUCUCUAACGGUUACAUUUUCUCGAAGCUAAACAUGAAAUUUAUUCCAAGUCGGAUUUUGAUUUGUUUUUGCAAAAUUUUUUUUUCUUAAAUGAAAACUCUAUACACAAAUAAAGAUUAAGGUGACGCGUUACUCUGUAAUCUAAAAAUCGGGUAUUUUUCGUAAGCGUUGGUCCACUCAAGUGCAAAAGAUAAAAAAGUGACAACUCUUGAUGUGAUAUUUUGUAGCUGCUAUUUUUUAAGAACGCCUUCACUUGCCAAAAAAAAUCGUUUUUUUUUCAACUAUAAAUCAUCGAGCGGUUUUGUGUGUCGAAAAUAAAAAUUCAGUGAUUCAAAUUUUUCAUACCCCAAUUCCGUCCUUUUAAAAUAAAUAAAAAAUACAAAGCGUAUUAAAAAUGAGUUAUCGGGCCAUAAAAUUUUCUCUACUCAAUAAUAAUUUAAUAGUUAUUAAAUAAAUAAAUAAAUGCACAUAUCUCAACAUGGAGAUUUAACGAUUAAAUGAAUUUUGAUACUACAAAUAAUAGUUUAACUGAAAUUCGAUCAGUGCAAAGUGAUAUUCGGCUUUUGUAAACCUUUAACAAUUUGUUCAAGUGAUUUGUUAACUCGGUCAUAUAACUUUAUCCGAUAUAUCCUACUUCUAAUAGUUAAAAAUACAGAUAAAGUAUAUAUUUAAAAAAAAAAAAUAUUAAGCACAAUUGUACAGAGAUCACGAGUGAUUGAUGUUAUCAAUAUAUUUUAAUGAAAUUUCAAUCAAAUGUUUAUUAUUAUUAUUAUUAUUAUUAUUAUUAUUAUUAUUAUUAUUAUUAUUAUUUUUAUUAUUAUUAUUGAUUUUAAUUAUGUUUGAUGUGUACUUAGUCCAAAUAAAUUGUAAUUAACAUAUUGUUUAUACAAAAUAAAUAAUUAUUGUUAAUCA